ACUGAUUCCUUCAUGACUCAAUAAAGGACGGAGAAAAAGGCACUGCGAUCGUUUAGAAGAUUUUCAUUUCUAACAAUUGGGGGCUCGUCCUCGGGAAUCUCCAAACGUUUUUUCCAUUACAACCGACACCGGAAGUGCUCUUGUGGAAGAUUCGUCUGCAACUGUGCUGAUACCAGAAAUUUCGGGAGUCAACCCUCAAUUGUGGGCGGAACACAAGGAUGACGUAGGGUUAAUAGAUCCAGCCCUACAGGGCGAUUUUGAUAAAUAUUAGGCCUGUGUUUCAUAAACACCCGCUUUCAAAGGAAAAAAGAGGAGGGAAAUUAAACCUCUCCUUGUUCGAUUUUUGGAACAAGGCAUUCUGGUUCGAACUCAUUCACCUUAUAAUACACCAAUUAAUCCAAUUAAGAAAGCUAAUGGUACUUGGCGUUUAACGCAAGACCUCAGAAAAAAUUAAUGAUUUGAUCAAACCACUUGCUCCUAUUGUACCAGAAGUUCAGGCUAUAAUUAAUUAUAUUCCUUCAGAACAUAAAUUUUAUUCUGUUAUUGAUUUAAGCUCCGCAUUUUUCAGUAUUCCUGUUCAUCCUGAUACUCAGCCACUGUUUGCAUUUUGUUUUCAGAAUUGUCAAUACAGUUGGACACGUCUCCCUCAAGGGUUCAGAGAUUCUCCGGCUGAUUUCUCCGCUGUAGUGCACGACACACUGAAAGAUGUCAAACUUCCUCCAGACACCUGCUUGCUCCAAUAUGCUGACGACAUUCUUGUCACCGGUGCCUCUGAGGACAUGUGUGCUGCUGCAACAAAGAUUGUUUGCAAUGUCCUGGCUGAAGCUGGUUUCAAGGCAUCUAGAGACAAACUUCAAUGGGUGCAGAGAAAAGUCCAUUACCUUGGACAUGAACUGUCACAAGGCCAAGUUCGUCUGUCUGCGGACAGGAUCAAAGCCAUCGCUACAUUUAAGCAUCCAUCCACACGGAAGCAAAUGCAAAGCUUCCUGGGACUGGUCAAUUACUGCCGACUGUGGGUGCCUGAUUGCUCCAUGUAUGACAAAAUCCUGCGCGAAGCUACGCUGGGUGACAAAGACGAUAUUACAUGGACAAGUGAGAUGAAUCAAGCAUUCAAACAUUUGCAAGCAUCACUCUUAAGGCCGCCUGCCCUUGGCCUACCCUGUUACACACAAGACUUUCAUCUAUACGUGUACGAAAGUGGGGGCACAGCCGCAGCAAUCCUGGCCCAAGAGCAUGGGGGCACUUUUCGUCCAAUAGCUUAUUUAUCUAAGACCCUUGAUUCGGUCGCUAAGGGACUUCCGGCUUGUUUGUGUGCAGUGGCUGCUACAUCAGUCAUGAUACAGGCUGCUGAAAAGGUGGUUUUGUCACAUCCUCUUAUUGUACAUGUUUUUCAUCAGGUAGGAGCCAUUAUGCAUAAUAUUUCGACUCAACACAUGACUGCCCAACGCCGUUCUGGCUAUGAGGCUAUAUUGUUAGUUACUGCUAAUGUAACGUUGAAAGUACCUUCUGUUAUUCAUGGCCCUACUGUACAUCUGCAUAGGUUGCUGACACAAGGUGAAUUUGAGAGCGACGACCACGACUGCCUGAACAGGAUCCAAAUUUCGACUGCUUGCAGGCCAGACGUUUCCACGUCUGUCCUGGAGGAGGGCAUCCAUUGGUAUAUUGAUGGAUCCUGCUUUAAGCCAAACGACAGUACAUAUUUGUGUGGUUAUGCUAUUGUUGAAUUGCCUAAUAAAGUAAUUGAAGCGUAUUCACUGCCACAUAAAUCAGCACAAGUCGCAGAACUGAUUGCUUUGACAAGAGCUUGUCAAUUGGCAAAAGGUCAGUGUAUCAACAUAUAUACUGACUCCAAAUAUGCGUAUGGCGUAGUCCAUGAUUUUGCUAAAUUGUGGGAGGAAAGAAAUUUCAAAACCUCCGAAGGAAAACCUAUUUCGCAUCAUAACUUUGUUGCCGAGCUGAUCAGUGCAGCACAGCAACCAUUGAAGCUUGCUGUAAUUAAAGUAGCUGGUCAUAAAACAGGUGAAUCUGACGAGGCCAAAGGUAACAGAUUUGCGGAUGAAGUAGCGAAAUGGGCAGCAAAAGAAGCAAUGCGUAGUCCGCAUGUAAAUGAACAAAACAAUGAAGUGCCAAUGAUGAAUUCAUCUUUGAUUAAUGAUUUGGAUGAUAAAAUCUUACAAGCGAAUCUUACUCAACAUGAUUUGACUCAUUGGGCAGCCAUUGAAGUGAAACCAGAUCAAGUUGGUAUUUUAAGAGAUAAACAAGGUAGAAUCGCGCUACCAGCAUCUACUGUUGUAAUGCUGUGUAGACAUUAUCAUGGUGUAUCACACGUGUCAAAAGAGAAAGUGAUACAAAAUUUGAAUCAAUCAUACUGCAUUGCGAACGUUCGAAGAAAUACUUUGUUGAUAUUGGAUGCUUGCCUGGUGUGUGCGCAAACAAACAGGCACAAGGCAAUCAGCCAUGAUGCUUUACCGCAUCCUGAACUUCCUUUCCAAUAUUUACAGAUCGAUUUUACACACAUGCCUCCAUGUGGAAAUCACAAGUAUUUGCUCGUGAUUAUUGAUCGAUUUACUAAGUGGCCUGAGGCUGAACCGGGUGGAAAAGAAGAUGCAAAGACAGUAGUGAAGGUUCUUGCCAAAGAAAUUAUACCGCGUUUCGGUAUUCCGACUGUUAUAGCAAGCGACAAUGGAACUCCAUUUGCUUCUAAAGUAACACAAUUGUUAGCUAAAGAACUUAGUAUUAAUUGGCAUUUUCAUAUCCCGUAUCAUCCUCAGUCUUCGUCAAACGUGGAACGUUUGAACAAAACGAUAAAAGAACGUCUUAAUAAAGCGUGCUUAGAUACGGGCAGAAAUUGGGUUGAUUUAUUGCCUGCCAUAUUGACGGGAAAUGAGAAUGUCUCCGUCAGCCACUACAAAACUGUCUCCCUUUGAAAUUCUCAUGGGUAGACCUUUCCCGACCCCUUGGGUCAGAGGUCGCGCUGGCAAUCUUUCCACAGGUGACACGGAGGUGAUCAUCGCGGAUUAUGUGGAUUCCAUAGAUAGAACGUUAAAUGACAUAAAUGAUGAUAUCUCUCUCCCUCUGCCUGCAGAAAGCCCUACUCAUUUGUUCCGAAUCAGCAGGUUCUGUUGAAGUAUCUGAAACCAAAAAGUUAGGUGAGCCAAAGUGGGCCCAACUACUGUACUGCCGGUGACCCGAACGGAGGUGCUGACUGAUCUUCAACCACAGUGGAUCCACGCAAGCCGCGUGAAGCUUGCUCCAGAGGAGGGCCUUACUGAUUCAAGGUGAACGGUGAAAGCACUGGAGGAGCUGAACACGCAGCGCCAGUGCCCAACCGGAAUCUUUGAAUUAGGAGGACCUGAGGAGGAACCUGGAACAGUCAACAUGAAAACAUUCCUACUGACACUGCAUAGGGCAGGUGUUCGUGCUUGCCUAUGCCCGUUCAGUAUCAAAACAAAAGCAAGGAGUCACAAGUGUAAUUCCAAUUCCUAGAAAUAAUGUAUAAUGGUUUAUGUUUUAUGGUAAUAUUAAAUGAAGAUGUUUUUUGUUAUGAAGGUAUGGGUAAACACCCAGAAACGAAGGUACAUAGAAUGUGGUGCCUCAAAUGACCCUGAACUAUAUUUAGACAGUGUUGGACAGCCAAGAGGUAUUAAAUGUUUGGAUUAAUUCUUGGCUAAAGAUGGAGUAGGAAUAUGUAAAAUAUUUGGUGAUAAAUGCUAUACAUACAUCCUGGGAAAGGGAAGGGAUAAGUUGAAUAAAGAAUUUAGCUGAUAACGUCAGGGAAUAUGGGGACAUUUUCCAAUGUGUUUGGGUGGUUCGCACCCUGGAUGUCUUCCAUUAUAUCGAUUGCUAUAUGCAUUCUAUUUAUGUUAUUAUUUGGCCUAUGUUUGUUACAAUUACUAAUGCAAAAGAGUGACUGUAAUGUUUGUACAUAUAUACCCGAAAAUGAUGAAGAUGGUCAUAUCAUAGAUGGUAUAAAUAAUAUGAAAAAAAUUGUUGAUGAAUUACAGAGAAGACAAAUGGAUGAUAGAUUAUGGGUUUGGAGAUUGGAUUACAAGUUAGCAAACAGAACUAUCAAGUACUAAUGACUUUGAAGAAAAUGUUUGAUUGAAAUAUGUUUCAUGUAUUAUUCUGUAAUAAUGGACAUACUGAGAAUCAUGUAAUGUGAUAAUUAUGUUAUAAUAUAACGUCAUUAUCAAAGCGGGCACUGUCAGAAAUAGGUAUAUCUCAGCUCUGUCCAAGAUAGAAAAUGCUGUGUUUGGACAUUCCAUUCCCAAUACAUUAUCUAACAUCUGUUUCAUAUUAACUUGGAGUUGUACAGAGCCCCCUCCUUGCCUCAUUUCUUUCUUUCUGUAUGUUUGUGUAUAUUGUAUGAAUGUGUAUGACAGAGGUCCGAAGGAUCCUUAGGAUUCAAGGGGAGUCUUUGUCCUAUGGAAUCGUUAUUAUUGAUAUCUGUGUGAUGUAAUGCAUGUUCUUAUUGGAUAGUUCUGUAAACUCCCCUCCAAUAUUGCAAUAUAUAUAUUUGUACGCUAUAUGAGCUGAGUUGAGCUACUUUAAUUUCGCUCCCCAAUAUUGGAUGCUUUGUACUGAUUCCUUCAUGACUCAAUAAAGGACGGAGAAA
Xyrauchen texanus (razorback sucker) is the source of this 4615-nucleotide messenger RNA. RefSeq lists its product as uncharacterized. Lineage: Eukaryota; Metazoa; Chordata; Actinopteri; Cypriniformes; Catostomidae. The coding region runs from base 780 to 2927 and encodes 715 amino acids. The record is from RefSeq and is a predicted model, not a curated record. Gene Ontology annotation, molecular function: nucleic acid binding; RNA-DNA hybrid ribonuclease activity. The transcript is spliced from 2 exons. Gene Ontology annotation, biological process: DNA integration.